ACAGACAUGUGAGAUAUCAAAAUGGAUGAUUUAGAUCAUAGCAUGCACAUUGCAGACUAUGACUGGGUGAGCUUCUAUGAGGAGUGUGAGGAGUGCAGUCUGCUGCAGCCUUCACUGGCCUGUCCUGAUAACUCAAGCCUCAGCGAUUCAGAAGAUUCAGAAAACCACAGUUCAGUCUUUAACACAGGUCGACAGAAGCCACAGCAAAGCCCUGCUUAUGAUGGAGCAUGCGGUGAAGGUGAGGGAUGCAGCGUGGAAGAUAAGAGCUGCUCUGGCUCUACACAGCCAUCAGUACAGUUUAAUCAGAGAAAUACAGGAGCACAGCAAACAGAUCUUACAAGAAAAGCUGAAGAGGAUAGUGAAGAUUGGAGUCAUUCUGGUGAAGUAGUAACUGUUGAGAGUUCAGAUGAAACCUCAACAGAGCUGCAAAAAGGAGAUGGGGAUGUGCCACAAGAGAGUGACACUUCCAACCUUGAGUCGAAGCAGGAAACUGAUCCAUCCUCUUGCAAACAAACAGAUGAAAACAUGCAGAAGUCAUGUAUUACAGAUGGAGCUGUGAGUGAGGAUGUGGGCCCUGCUGGCGUGAGAGCAGAGAGAGAGCGCUGGUUUGUGACGGUGAACGACAGUCCUGCACGACAACGGAUAUGUGGUGCCUCUGUAAAAAAAAAAAGAAGACCAAAAAAAACCUGUAAAGACAAACACAUGUUCAAGCCAGGAGGUGAGAUCUGCUUUAACCAGGAUAUCAACACAGACAAAAAUGAACCAGAAGGAGAAAGGGACAAGGGACAAGACUCAGGAGUGAAUUUAAGUGCUGAAAUACAACUGGAGAGCUUUCAGACAGGAUUCAUUCCAGAGUUGUGUGUUAGAACAUUAUCUUUUCUUGAACAAGAGAAUAUGUUACAAGAACAGGUUAUGUCUCAUUCCCUGACAGAAAAUGCCAGUGAGCCAACGACUGACGCACACAAAGCAGGACCCAAGAAUAACAUUUCAACUCUGAAAGACACUCCGCUUUCAGGUAGUGUGGAGUCAGAUGAGUUUGAAGAUGGUGUUGAGUUCCUCUCCACCCAUAGCUACGAUUCUGAAAGCUACCUCUCCGCUUCUGAAUCAGUGGAAGGUCAUCUUUAUAUGGAAAGACAACCCAAUCUGACUGAGACUGAUAAUGUUGAGAACACACAGGACAGAGGAAUGCACUUUUCUGAUAGCACUCCCCUUUGCAAUGUAGCGGCUAUCAGCUGUCAUGAAAGCACCGGUGACCAGACUCAUGUUGAGCCUACCCAGAAUUUUCCAUCUGCUAACAACAGAGCUAACAAAAUGCCAGAUGACAACUCCACAUGUAAUGAUGACACACCUAGUCCAGCGCUCUCCAUGCCUUCAGAUACACCUGAACACCAAGCGCCAACUGGCUUUAAUCUUUCAGCAUCUGGUUGCUCUAUAGGAGACCAGCCUGGAUCUUCGCCUCUACCUGCUCCUGAGUUUACUGUAACACCUUGCUCUGUAACUGACAGCCCUGAAACAUAUGCCGAAGCUGUGGGAAACACUCGACCUGUGUAUGCCAUCUCUGCUUUUUGGGAUGAAAUGGAAAAAUUAACAAUAAAUGACAUUUUACAGCUUAGGAUGGGCAGAAGCACGCCACCCAGGGAAACAUAUGAUACACAAGAAACAGUGAGUCCAAACGGAAAUGCCGCAGAUGCUCCCACACACAACAGCUCUGUAGUGGAUAGUGUGGACUAUAAUAUGUCUGACAGUGGUGUAAUGGAUACGUCCGAUGCUGCUGAUUCAGACUAUUUCACACAGCUUGAUGAAUCCAAGCCAGAUCGCUCAAGCUGUGAUUUUUCCACCUCCGAUUUUGAGGAGGAAUACUGGCAGUAUAUUAGCGCAAGCAGGAACCCAAGUCCUGACCUUCCUGGGAAAAGUCAACAAACUGACUCAGAUUUCUUGGACGAGGAGGGAUCCAUCAUCUCUGAGGGAAAGGACACACCUGUGCCCCUGGAGGACUUUGAGGGGCAUUACUCUGAGGAUCAGGAUUCAGAUACAUUCAGUUCCUGUGACUUUGCAUGGCCAAGACAGAUAACAAAAAGUAAAAGUAUGCAUAAUGUACAUGCUUUAAUUACAAAUAAUCCUGUGGAGAGUUUAUCUUUGCAGUCCUUCCAGAGCAGCCAUCAGUCUGUGGAUGAAAACAUGCUUUUGAAGAUGAGUGAUAGCUUAGAAAUAGUAACACCAGCUCCUAUUCUAUCAUAUAGAGAUAUACUAGAUGAACAAUACCAAAUAUCCUUCCCAGAAGUGGUGGAACACUUUUUCACAGAGAAUAACGCAAACUACGAUGCCAUGUCUGUCGCUGUCUACGAUCUGGAUGAUAUCUCGGUGGAUCCUGUCUACAAGUACACUACAGACAAUUCACUUCCAUUCGCUUCCUUCUGUGAAGCCCAGUGUGCUGAGCAGAAACCCAUCCCUAUUUUCACUUGCUCUCAUCCCACAGUCAGAGAACUCACAUUCCCGAAACCAGAUUAUGUUGUUUUAGCUGCAAACUGCGUGGAAGAAGAUGACAUCUCUCCGAUCAGAGUUGUAUCUCACUCUCUCAUCCAGGACUUUGAUUUGAAUACUUCUGCAGCUGACAAGAUUGGAUCUCACAGUUGGAAAAGUUUGCUGUCAAUACGGAAGAUUCGUUUUCACGACAAAGGUAGCAUUUGGUGUCGCAGAUCUGGAGCCUGGGUUUUUCCAGCUGAGGAUGAAAAGAAAUCAGUUAAUAGAGUAGAUCCACUGAUUACUGUGCUCGGUGAGAGAAGGUUCUCCUCAGCUCCAUCCCAGCUGUUCAGAGAGUUAACAGCACAGCAGAGUGUUUUGGAAGCUCUACAGACAUCAACAAAUCGACAGGGUAUUUUUUCCACAAUAAAGCAGUCAGACAUGUGUUUGGUCUGCAUUGCCUUUGCCUCCUGGGUACUGAAAUCCUCUGAUCCAGAAGCUACUGACACCUGGAAAGCAGCUCUGCUAGCAAAUGUGAGUGCUCUGUCAGCAAUCCAGUACCUGCGGCAGUAUGUGAAGAAGAAACCUCCUCAAGAUGAUGCCUGAUCUUUUACACACACACAAAAAAACAGCAUUUCCAAACUCCUCACUUGGGUCCAUCAUGAAAGUACCUAUAUAAUGUAUAUAUCCAGUAAAUACUAACUGCCUCUAGUGUAUGCAUUAGUGUCUGUGUCAGAGUAUGUAAUACUUUUAAUACAUUUAAGCUGCUCUUUUCAGAAAUUACAUCAGCUUUUUUGGUUUAUAUAUGGACCAUGUGUAAGUACGGAAAUUCAUACUUCUUAACAGCUGCUAUUUGUGAAUAUCCCAUUGUGCCUUAAACAUGUUGCGCAGACCAGUCAACUACAGUUAAGCUAUGUUGUAAUAGCAUCUUGUAGGGUUUUUAUGCAAAGUGUAUGUGGUAGUUUUGAAAAGGAUGUAAAUAGAAGAAAUAAGUAAAAGCAUAAGAGAAGGUUAUGAGGUAGAUACUGCUUUGUUUUGUACAUAUGCUGGUAUAAGAGAUGAAGCAGAUGAGCGCUUGAGCUGUGUGCUGAUAGGAUGCCAUUUCUAAACGUUACUGAAGAGGGCUAUGUAGGAUGUGCAGUGAUGCUGAUGUGCAGAUUUCAAUUCAAUCACCAAAAACGGCCCAUUAAUCACUUUAACUGAACAUAAAACGAAAGCAGCUGAAAUGACAUUUCCACUAUGUGUUGUUGUCUCACAUACUUGUGUUAGUUUUGUAAGAAAUCUCAUCAAUACCCAGUACGUGUGAACAUUUUAUGUAACAAAUCUGACAGAUUUUGUG
Sphaeramia orbicularis (orbiculate cardinalfish) is the source of this 3799-nucleotide messenger RNA. RefSeq names its product PPARGC1 and ESRR induced regulator, muscle 1b (gene perm1b). Gene Ontology annotation, biological process: response to muscle activity; regulation of DNA-templated transcription. The transcript is spliced from 3 exons. NCBI's taxonomy places the organism in Eukaryota, Metazoa, Chordata, Actinopteri, Kurtiformes, Apogonidae. The record is from RefSeq and is a predicted model, not a curated record. The coding region runs from base 22 to 3066 and encodes 1014 amino acids. Gene Ontology annotation, cellular component: nucleus; cytoplasm.